AUGGAAGAUCAAAUCAUCAAUGCUGUUCAAAUAGCAUUAAGUGGUACUUCAGAUCAAAAACUACAACUACAAGCAUAUGAAUUUUUAAACGACGUCAAAAGUUCUAAAAGUGGAUAUAAUACAGCAUUGGAAUUGCUAUCAAAAUCAACAUCAUCAAACAUCAAUAAUGAAUUAAAAUUUUUUCUAUAUCAAGUGAUUGAAGAAAAUGUUCAAAGUUUGAGUCGAGAAGAAAGCCAUCAACUUGUUCAAUCAUUAUUUAAAAUCUUAUCUGAAUUAAUUUCCAAUGACAUCAAAGAUCAAUCAUAUUUAAGAAAUAAAUUUGGUCAAAUAUUUGGGAAAGUUUUCACUCAAGUAUAUAUGAAUAUUUAUCCCGACUUUCUCAAAAACCUUCAUGAAAUAAUUCAAAAUAAUAAUCAGCUAACGUUGGACUAUUACACCAGAAUUUUAAUCAAUAUUCAUUUAGAAAUUGGAGAUAAAUAUAUUGCCAGAUUACCAGAAGUAGCGGAAAGAAAUAUGCUAUUGAAGGAUGCAAUUAGAGAUAAGGACAUGAAUGAACUAGUAUCAAGUUGGUUUGGGAUCUUGGCUCAAGACAAAAACUCUGAAGAAAUACUAGAUAACACUUUAAAUAUUGUAGGUCAAUACGUUGACUGGAUGGAUAUUAGUUUGUUUGUUUCUCCUCAAUACAUCAAUACUAUUAUAGGCUAUCUUAAUAGAGAACAGGAAAGAAACACUACGUGUGACACAUUGAUUCAUAUUUUAUCUAAAAAAAUGCCACCACAAAAUAAAUUAGAGUUGAUUUCAUUACUAAACUUAACAAAUAUUAUAUCAUCAAUUGACAUGUCUGAUGAUUUGGACUUUGUUGAGCAUCUUGCUAAAUUAGCAAAUCAGAUCGGAGAAGAACUUUUGUAUGCAUUAGGAAAUCAAACAGAUAUUAACAAUCAAGUUAAGGAACAUUUAUUCAAAUUAUGGCCAAUUAUUUUAACAUUUUUAAGUCAUGAAUAUGACGAUAUCUCCCAGUGUGUCUUUCCAUUCAUCCAAUCAUUUCUCACGGCAUGCAAAAAGGAUUCACAACUCUUUUCAGUGGAUCUUCUAUCAACACUACUCAACAAAAUUGUUAUAAAAAUGGAAUAUGAUGAUGAAGCAGAUGACGAUGAGGAUUCAGAAAGACAGUUCAAAGACUUUAGAACAAAAUUAAAACAUUUUCAAGAUCUUAUUGCUGUGUUGGCACCAGAUUUGUAUAUAGAGGCCAUACCAGUACUCAUCAAUGAUUCAUUAUUCACAGGAGGGGAUAAAUCUUGGAAUAAGUUGGAAUUGGGUCUUUACGAAUUAAGUAAUUUUUCAGAAAGUUUAAAAAUGAAUUUAAUUAAUGUACCAAAAAAUAAAAUUAAUGAAAGUAAACCAUAUUUAGUUUUUCAAGAUUUUUUAAUUAAACUUAUCAAUUCUUCUUUCAUAGUUGAAGUCAAUCACUCACAAAUUCAAGCAAGCUUUUUUGAAUUAAUAGUUAAACAUUACAGUUUCUUAAAUUCCCAUGCUAAUAGACAAGACUUGAUAUUAAGAAUCUUAGAAAUCUUUACAUCACCACUUGGAUUAUUCAAUGACAAUGAAAGAGUGAGAUUGAGAAGUUGGUAUUUAUUUUUCAGAUUUUUCAAAUUAACUAAACCAAAAAUGGAUAAUGAACAAUUAAUUGAACAAAUAGUCAUUAAAUUACAACCUUUACUUGUCAUAAAAGCGGAAUUGCCAACUAGAGAUGAAGAUGAUGAUGUAGUUGAAAAUGGAAAUUUUAGUAAUCAACAAUAUCUCUUUGAAACAAUGGGACUUUUAGUUUCAUUGAUCCCAAAUGAUUUAAGUGUCUUAAAAGUUAAAUUAAUUGAUGCUUUAUUUCAACCAAUUUUUAAUGAUUUGGAGAAAUGUAUUUCAAUGGACAAGGAACCAAUUGUUGUAUUACAAGCUCAUCAUUCUUUAAUGGCUUUAGGGACUAUAGCUAGAGGUUAUGAUUAUGAACUGAAUUUGAAAUUUACACCUGAAGUAGUUGAAAAAGUGGACAAUGCAGCUCAAGUAGUUUCAAUUACAUUGGAAAAUUUCUCAAAAUUUGAAAGUAUAAGAGACGCUUCCAGAUUUGCGUUUGCAAGAUUCAUCCCCAUAUUAAACAGCUCAAUUAUCAGUGGGCAUUUGACAAAAUUAAUCACAAUCAUUUGGUCAUCAUCAAAUUUGAAAAUUAAUGAAAUUAGUGACUUUUUAAGUUUCUUGGGACAAAUUGCUCAUAGUUAUCGUACUGAUGAAAAUAUUUAUCAAUUACUAAACAAUUUUUUGACCCCGUUAUUUUCCAAAGUUUUUCAAUCAUUGGAUUUACCCGUUUCAGAAGAUGAAAGUCAAAGACCAGAUAUUUUAAGAGAUAAAACCUUACUUAAAAAAGCCAUACUCAAUUUCUUAAGUGCAAUUAUAAUCAAUAAUUUAUCUAGUUUAUUGAUUACUGAAAGUAAUAAGAAUGAAUUCCCUACGGUUGUUUCUAAAUUAUUUGAAUAUGCAUAUGACUUAAGUGAGACAGCAGUAUCCAAGCUAGCCAUUCUUCAGCUAGUUAAUUUAGUUAAUGUAUUUGGAGACGGUGGUAAAAUCACAGAUGAACGAGACAAAUACGGACAAUCAUUACCAGCUGUUCAAGGAAUUGAUGAGUUUUUAAUGGAAAAAGUAGUAAAUUUAACAUUUGAAUUACCUUUUCGAAAGCAAGAAUUUGUAUUAGGCGAUGCUCAAUAUCGACUCAUAGCACAAGAUUUGGCUACAUUAUUAAAAACUUAUCAAUUGAAAAAAGGACAAAGUUUUAUAGAAUAUCUUUCAAGUUAUUUAACAAGUAUGGGUUUAAAUUCAGAAUCAUUAAAUGAUUUUUGCUCCAACUUGAUCAACUUGGAUAUUAAGGACUUUAAAAAGUACUUUGUAACUCUCAUCUCUAUGUUAGAUGCAUUAAUUUUUCAGAUCAAUAUUGAAUUAGGAACAAGAGUUCACCACGCCAUCAAUAUGCCUAAGAACAAGAGUGGAGAUGAGGUACCGUAUCCACCUAAAGACGAAGAAGAAUUACAAUUGGAGAAAUUAGUUUUUGGAGAUAUUGCAGGACUCGAAAACAAUUUAAGAAAAGUUGGCAGUCUAUUCGAUUUUGAUGAUGAAGAUGAGGAAGAAGUUGUGGAUAAUAGCGAGAACUCAGGAGAUGAAAGCGAUGACAUAAACGACGUACAGGAUGAAGAUUUGUUCUUCAUUGAUGAAGGAAAUAAUGAAGAUAAUCUGGAAGUUGACGAUAUGGAAGUUGAUGAGAUUGAGGAUGAAGAAAGUGAAGAAGAAAAUGGACUUUAUGAAGAAGGUGAUGCAUGGGUGGAUAGUGAUGAUGAAACAUUUAAUAUAUCACUAACAUCGUCUGAUCGAUUGAAAAAAUUAAGGAAGACUCCUGAAGAUAAUAAUAUAUCUGGAAAAUCAUAUAUUAUAAGAUUACGAUCUCAAUUUGAAAAGAUAUAUCCAAGACCACUUUGGGCAGACAAAUUUGGUCAAGAUAAUGAGGAGAACAGCUCCGAUGACGACAUAGUCAUUGACGGUGCUGAAGAGGAUGAAGAACAGAUAGGUAUAAAUGCCCAAACAAAUACUAAGAAACUUAAUAAACUUUUAUCAACAACUCAUCAAUUUUUAACUACAAAACAAUUAAAACUAAUAUCACCAUCAAAUAUAUCAAUCACGAGGUUGAAAGAUGCAAAUUAUCAAAAAUAUUCAAAAGCAGCCAUACAAGCACUUUCUUUUCAUCCAACUCACUCCAUACUUUUGACCGCAGGUUUUGAUAAAACUAUACGACUUUACCAAAUAGACGGGAAAACAAAUAAUUUUAUAACUUCAUACUACUUGAAAAAUUGUCCCAUAAUGAAUUGUCAGUUUUACCCGAACCCGAAUGAGAAGAUCAUAUAUGCGGCAGGUAGAAGGAAAUAUAUGAAUAAAAUAAACUUACAAACAGGAGAAAUUGAGAAGAUCAGUAGGAUGUAUGGACAUGAAGAGAAUCAAAAAUCAUUUGAAAGUUUCAAGAUUAGUAAUAAGGGAACGUAUAUUGGAAUGAUAGGAAAUUCGGGUUGGUUCAAUUUGAUAAAUGGUAUAACUGGUCAAUGGAUUAAAGGCUUUAAGAUAGAAGGUACAGUUGUGGAUUUUGAUUUUGAUCAUGAUGAAAAAUUUGUAGUAGUCGUGAAUUCUGCUGGGGAAGUAUGGGAAUUUUCUUUGACUGAGAAGUUAACUUCAAAAUCAGAGAAUAAAGUUUUGAAAAAAUGGUCAGAUGAUGGCGGAGUAGGAAUUACUAAAAUAAAAUUGGGAGGCAGAAACUCAAGAUGGGUUGCCAUUGGUUCAAAUAAUGGUUAUAUCAAUUUAUAUGAUAGAACGUUAUUUACUGAUAUCUCAAAUCCAAAACCAUUUAAAACUAUCGAAAAUUUGGUCACAUCAAUAUCGACAUUAAUAUUCAACGCAGAUGGUCAAAUUUUAGCAAUUGCAUCAAGAGCCAAAAGAGAUGCAUUAAAACUUGUACAUGUUCAAACAGGAUCUGUAUAUAGUAAUUGGCCCACAAGUGGAACCCCAUUGGGAAAAGUUACAAGUGUUACAUUUUCACCAAAUAAUGAAAUUUUGGCAAUAGGAAAUGAAGCAGGUAAAGUUACCUUAUGGAGAUUAAAUCACUAUUAG
Messenger RNA from Lodderomyces pseudojiufengensis, 4689 nucleotides. Its product is annotated as Ran GTPase-binding protein. Bases 1 to 4689 code for a protein of 1562 amino acids. The record is from RefSeq and is a predicted model, not a curated record. The transcript has 2 exons. Gene Ontology annotation, molecular function: small GTPase binding; tRNA binding. Gene Ontology annotation, biological process: tRNA re-export from nucleus. Lineage: Eukaryota; Fungi; Ascomycota; Pichiomycetes; Serinales; Debaryomycetaceae. Gene Ontology annotation, cellular component: nuclear pore; cytoplasm; nuclear matrix.